CUGCACGAGCGAAAGAUCCAGAAACUUCUUUCGGACAGCGCGAGCGAGGCCACGGUGACUUAGAUUCUAGAUGCGUCAUUGCGCACAACAACAACGAGGAAAAGCAGUUGCUGGGCUAGGAUUGAUAUUUACAUUUUGCCCCGUCGUUUUUCGCUACAGAAGAGAAUAUCCAACAACACAUCGUGGCUAAUACUGCGGUCUGGAGUGGGAAGAAAUAGAUAGCAAGAGAUGUACGUGUGGAACGGAGGGUGCCAACGUUAGCGUGCAAUGCAUGGGAUGCAUAUUCUUGCAAAUGCGAGGCAGCCAGCAACAGCGAAGUGGUAUGACAGAAGGGACUCUGUCUUUAUUGAGUUCCUGGUAGAAGACAGCAAAGAUCUACAAGUGAAGUUUGAAAAAUCAAAACUUGAUUUCCGUUGUGUUGGUGGGAUUGAAACCAUCAAACACCAUAAUGAAUUGGACCUUUUUGACUCAAUUGAUCCCAAUGCAUCCAAGCACAAACGUACAGACAGAUCAGUGUUGUGUUGUCUAAAGAAAGCAGAGGCAGGAAGAGCAUGGCCACGGUUAACAAAAGACAAGGCAAAAUUUCAAUGGCUGGGUGUCGACUUCAACAACUGGAAAGACUGGGAAGAUGAUUCUGAUGAGGAUCUGUCCAGUUUCGACAAGUUCUCAGAGAUGAUGAAUACGAUGGGAGGAGAAGACGGCAUGCCAGAUCUGGGCAUGGGUGGUAUGGAAGGUCUCGAAGAGCACGACAGCGAUGAUGAAAAGAUGCCAGACCUGGAGUAAUGGUGCAUAUAAAGUCUUGUAACCGAUGACGACAAGAAAUGAAAGCCUCGAAGGUUGGUUGAAGAGAGAGACGAGUUGAGUUGGUAGCCAUAUUUGAAAAAGGAGGAAAUAUCAGCAGUUUUCCAAACACGUCAGAGGAACCUCACUGAGGAGAGACUGUAUCUGUCGUAAUGGCAUCACAGCAGAGCAUUCUCCAGCCAAUGUCUUAGUGCUGUGCUUUGCUGUUCUAAUUCUGCAUGGACAAUUCAGUUGUUUCCAUGAUGUGUUGUGGGGUUCAGUUAUACCGUGCUUUAACUUAACCACCAGGGGUGCCUUCAGCAGGGAACAGCGUUAUGGAACGUUCAGAUAGAAUUACGUCAUGUAGAACAAAGGUGCCACUGACAUGUAGAAUGAAGGAAUCGUGUCGGCUCAUCGUAUUUCAAUCUGCAACGUUUGACAAUGUUUUCCUACUGAAUGUGGCCCUGCUCUGAUGGGAUAGUCUGAAAGUUACACCCCACCUCUCCACCUUUUUAUUUAAUAACGUCAGUGAGGUUACGAAUUAAAUAUCAACAUAAUUGUAAAUUCUAACUGAAGAAAAAACAUGUUUUAAAACAACUGCCUAUUUUCAAUAAAGUUGUUUCUUUUUUUGUAAUGAAAAA
Molecule: messenger RNA, 1421 nt
Organism: Salmo salar (Atlantic salmon)
Lineage: Eukaryota; Metazoa; Chordata; Actinopteri; Salmoniformes; Salmonidae
Product: prostaglandin E synthase 3
Biological process (GO): telomerase holoenzyme complex assembly; protein folding; telomere maintenance via telomerase
Cellular component (GO): nucleus; cytosol
Molecular function (GO): prostaglandin-E synthase activity; protein-folding chaperone binding; Hsp90 protein binding
Source: RefSeq, a predicted model, not a curated record